GGCAUGAUGGAUUGAGUCUGAACGACCAUUUAGAAAAGGGCCCAAAUUACAUCAAUAAUCUCUGUGACAUCCUUUUGGCUUGGCGUUGGGACAGUGUCGCUUACUCUGGUGACAUAAGGAAAAUGUUCAACCAAAUCACAGUUCAUCCAGAAGAUCAAAUCUUCCACCGCUUCUUAUGGAGGAAAAGCCCUCAAGACCCGCCUACUGUGUAUCAGUGGCUCAGGCUGAACUUCGGAGACAAACCAGCCCCAGACAUCGCCACCAAUACGAUUAACUUCCUCGCAAAGUCAUCUGAAGACCAGUUCCCUGAAGCUGCAGCGGAACUUAGAGAACAUGCAUAUGUCGACGAUAUUGGAGGUUCAAAGAUGCAGUCAUCGGAAGCAAAGAAAGUCAUCAAAGACCUCGACACAAUACUGAGCAAAGGACAAUUUAAAAUAAAGGCCUGGCACUCAAACAACAGAGCCAUAGACCAAUCUGAAGGAGACCAAUUCACUGAUCUACUGGGACACAGAUGGAACAAAGACACAGAUACUUUCUCCCUCAAAAGAAAUGCAAUCACGGCACCUCAUCAGAACUUGACGAAACGAAACUGCCUAGCACUCCUCGCUCAAAUCUGGGAUCCCAUUGGUCUAGUGUCACYAGUAACAGUAAAGUUCCGAAUCGAUCUUCAAGAUCUUUGGAGCUCAGGGUUUAACUGGGAUGAUGUCCUACCCGAUAGCCUUCAACAAAAAUGGAGAGAAAACUUGGAGGUAAUGAAUCAUUUAUUGACCUUCGAGUUCAAGCGACAACUAAAGCCUAGCAACGCAGUUGGUCCACCCGAAGUCCACGGAUUCUCUGACGGAGGGGAGUUAGCCUAUGGAGCCGUCAUCUUCCUCAGAUGGGAACUGAAAGAUGGAUCCUAUAAAUGCGUCCCAAUAAUGAUUAAGCCCUUCGUCGCACCACUGRAAAAGAAGUCGAUCCCGAGACUCGAACUGCUUGGAUGCCUCGCUCUUACCAGGAUGUAUGACAGCUGUACGAAAGCGCUGAAUUUUGCAAAGAUCAACAACUGUAGAAGAACAUUCUGGGUCGAUUCAUCCACAGUACUCUCUUGGUUGAAAACCCCUCCAAAGGAGUUCAAACCCUUUGUUUCUGCCAGAGUAGCCGAGAUACAAGAAACGGUCGACACMAACGACUUCAAGUACAUCAGAUCAAAGCACAACCCCGCGGACGCCCUUACCAGAGGCAUCAAGGCAGAGCUCUUGAACUCUUGGUUUAACGGACCUGAGUUCCUACAGCGUCCAGAAAGUGAAUGGCCCACGUUCGAAGAAGAGCCAAAAGGCCUUAACGGAGAGCCUUCGUUAGACGCUGAGACCAGAAGAGAGAAGAAAACCUCAACGAAGAAUGAAAUGGGAACCUACAACACAAGGUCUACCACAAUCCACUUGKCAGCUGUUUUCAAAGGAGAAGAGAAAAAAGACAAUCCCAUUCUUUCGCACCUGCUGACAUCAUGCUCCACAUUCCAGAAAGUCAGAAGGACCCUGGCCUACGUACUACGUUUUGUCCAAAAGGCUGCAAAGAAAUCAACAGAAGGAGGACCUCUCACAGUUAAAGAACUGAGUAACGCAGAGAAGCAUAUCUUCAAAUUUGUACAGCUGAAAGUAGAUGUUACGAAACUCGAUAAGGGUUUGAUCGCUCAAGCAGAUAAAGAUGGUAUCGUGAGAGCCCAUGGACGAUUAGAGAAUGUACAAUCCCUUCCACAUGAUAUGCGAAAUCCAAUCAUCCUCCCGAAAGAUCACCCCCUCGUAGAGCGGCUUAUCAUACACCUACAUAACGAAAGGAGACACUGUGKAUACAAGAGCUUAAUCCACGAGACCCGGAAACGUUUCUGGAUUGUUGGAGUACGAAGUAUGGCUAAACGUCUUACAAGAGAAUGUGUGGUGUGCAGAAAGCUCCGAAGGAAGCCGCUAGAGCAGCUCAUGGGUCAAAUUCCCCAUCUUCGUGUUGCCACAAGUUACCCUGCCUUUACGAACACAGCACUCGACAUGUUUGGACCAAUCCAGAUACGACUUAAUCGGAAAACUUUAAAAGAGGCUCAAAUCAUAAUCUUCACAUGUAUGACCACAAGAGCAGUCCACCUGGAGUUGGUGACAGACAAGAGCACGGAAACUUUCCUUAUGGCGUUCCGACGUUUCGCAAGCUUGAGAGGUCACCCGAGCGUGUGUUGGUCCGAUCAAGGCACAAACUUUGUCGGAUCUCAGCACUACCUUGAAGAAAUUAUGAAACAGUGGGACCUAGACAAGAUCCAAACCACUCUAUCUAAUGACUUCACGUGUGAUUUCAAAUGGGAAUGGAACAUCCCAACUGCCAGCCAUCAAAAUGGAGUUGUUGAAUCACUAAUCAAGUCUGUACGUCAARCCCUUGAUGCAACUUGCAAGAACCAAAGCUUCUCAGAAGAACAAUGGCGCACCUUCCUUGCCGAAACCAGCUACAUUAUCAACAGCAGACCUUUAUAUCCURGCUCGGACAACAUCUGGGAAAGUCCACCAAUCACACCUAAUGAUAUACUGAUGGGUCGACACAUUUCWCCACCUCAGCCCUUAGCGGAAGAAAAAGUCAGCCCCCGUGACCUAGUGCGAUCUACUCAGAAACGUAUUGAAGAAUUUUGGUGCUGUUGGAUGAAGUACUUUUCACCAAAUCUGCUCCCAAGGAACAAGUGGUACCGAAACAGAGAGAAUGUAGCUGUUGGAGACUUGGUAUUACUAAUCGACCCGAAGCRGAGGAGAACCAAAUGGAACGUGGCACUAGUAGUGACCACAUACCCAGGGGAUGACGGACUAGUGAGGAAAGUCAGAGUCAAGACACAAACUGGCCAAUAUGAUAGACCAAUACACAAACUCUGCCUCAUUGCCACUCACCAGGAACUUCAGAGUGGCAAUUAA
Messenger RNA from Actinia tenebrosa (Australian red waratah sea anemone), 2918 nucleotides. RefSeq lists its product as uncharacterized. The record is from RefSeq and is a predicted model, not a curated record. NCBI's taxonomy places the organism in Eukaryota, Metazoa, Cnidaria, Anthozoa, Actiniaria, Actiniidae. Gene Ontology annotation, molecular function: nucleic acid binding. Gene Ontology annotation, biological process: DNA integration.